Messenger RNA from Cryptomeria japonica (Japanese cedar), 3647 nucleotides. RefSeq names its product glutamate receptor 3.4. The coding region runs from base 368 to 3151 and encodes 927 amino acids. The transcript is spliced from 6 exons. The record is from RefSeq and is a predicted model, not a curated record. Gene Ontology annotation, cellular component: plasma membrane. Gene Ontology annotation, molecular function: glutamate-gated receptor activity. NCBI's taxonomy places the organism in Eukaryota, Viridiplantae, Streptophyta, Pinopsida, Cupressales, Cupressaceae.
UAUGUGGGAUUUGUCUUUUCGCGAGAGUGUUAAUUCUGUCAUAUCAAUAACAAUAUGUUAUUUCAAUUCAUUUUCCUUGUCUGGCUUUUGGUUAAAGUAGCAAUUCUGUUACUGUAGGAAUGGCAACUUGUGAUUCGAAGUCAUUUAAUUUCCACAAAGGAAAAGAAAAGGAGCGAAGCUUCGACCGAAGAAUUCAUAUCAACAUCAACCUAGCCAUUUCCUGGAAAAUUUAUUGAGAUUCAGGCAUACAUCAUUUCGAUUUUGAGGUUGAUCAAGGCUAGAAAUAAUUUUUAAAACUCCUUUGCAUAUAAUCUGCUUAAAAAAUUGUGGGCGGAUAGAAACCAAUAAGUUUUAGUGUUCCUCCACAAUGAAUUCCAGUUGGGUGUCACUUCUGGUACUUGGUUUCAUCUUUAUGAUGAUUUUUCUUAAUUGGACAUGCCUCUGCUUAACACAAAAUGGAGAUAGACCUGCAACUGUGAAUUUGGGGGCCCUUGCGGCUUAUAAUAGCACAAUUGGAAGAGUGGCUAAGAAGGCCAUUGAGUUGGCAUUGGAAGAUGUGAAUAAUGACAAAACUCUGCUCAAUAGAACUCGACUUGUGCUUACCAUGAUGGACUCCAAUUGCAGUGCUUUCAUUGGUACUUCAGCAGCUCUAGAGUUGUCAAAAAAGGAUGUCAUGGCAGUAAUAGGACCACAAUCCUCAGUGAUUGCUCAUGUUAUCUCACACAUAGCAAGUGCACUUCAAGUACCACUUUUAUCAUUUGGAGCAACCGAUCCAAGUCUCUCUUCGCUGCAGUAUCCUUAUUUUCUUCGCUUGACACAUAGUGAUUUCUCUGAGAUGACAGCGAUUGCUGCUGUAAUUAGAAACUUCAACUGGAAAGAGGUUAUUGCAGUUUACGUAGAUGAUGACUAUGGGAGAAAUGGAAUAAGUGCACUGGGUGAUGCACUUGUGAAUGUAGCUGAUAUUGUUCAUAAAUAUCGAAUGCCUCCAACAAUCACUAGGAGUGACUUGGGUAGUAACUUAAAAGAUUUGUCUUUGAUGACAACUCGAGUUUUUGUUGUUCAUAUGAAUCCAGAUGCUGGUUUGAAACUUUUAACUGAAGUACACCAACUUGGAAUGUUGAGUAGUGGCUAUGUGUGGAUAGCCACAGAUUGGCUAUCCACUGCUCUGGAUUCCCUUGCACUUGAUUUAGAUGCAAUAAAGUCAUUGCAAGGGGUCAUUACUGUGCGGCGGCAUAUUCCAGAUUCGUAUGAGCUACAUGCUUUUUCAGCAAGAUGGAACAAUCUGCAGAAAUCUGGAGCUGUUGAUGCAGGCUUGAAUGUUUUUGGCUUAUAUGCUUAUGAUACAGUAUGGGCAGUUGCUCAUGCUAUUGAUACUUUUUUGGAGAGAAGGGGAAAUAUUUCUUUUACAAAUUAUCCUCAGCUAUCUGCAGCAAGUGGAAGUGAAUCAGAGGUAGCAGAACUUAAAGUCUUUGAUGGAGGUCCACAGCUACGCAGAUCAUUAUUACAAACUAACAUUAUGGGCUUAACUGGUCGAAUUCAACUGGAUGCAAGAGGUGACUUGUAUGGUCCUGAUUUUGAGAUAAUCAAUAUAGUUGGAACAGGGUUCCACAAGGUGAGCUACUGGUCAAAUAUAUCUGGCUUAUCUAUUAUUCCUCCCGAGAGUCGAACUGUAAGUUCAAACAACAAAUCUAGUUUGAAGAAAAAAGUCAAUGAUCUUAUAUGGCCCGGUUAUAGCAAUCAAGUGCCCCGAGGGUGGACAGUCCCAAGCAAUGGCAGGCGAUUUAGGAUUUUGAUUCCUUGGAAAAAGGGAGAAUUUAAGAAGCUUGUAGAAGUAGAAGGUUCCAAUGUGGCAAAUGGUUAUUGCAUUGAAGUGUUUACUGCUGCAGUAAAUAUGUUAUCUUAUCCUUUUCCUCAUGAAUUUGUAGUUUAUGGAAGUGACGAAUCACCUCCCAUUUACAAUGAGCUUGUGGAACAGGUUGCUUUGAAGAAAUUUGAUGCAGCAGUUGGGGACAUUACAAUUUUGAAAAACAGGUCAAAGGAUGUGGACUUCACUCAACCAUACGUGGAGGCUGGUCUGGUUGUGGUUGUUCCAGUCAAAAAGAUAAAUUCAAAUCCUUGGGCUUUCUUGAAGCCAUUUACACCAGAGAUGUGGCUUACAACUGCUGCAUUCUUUCUUGUCAUAGGAGCUGUUGUGUGGAUCUUGGAACACAAACUAAACUCAGAGUUCCGUGGGGAACCACAGAAGCAAAUUGUUACCAUCUUUUGGUUCUCCUUCUCUACAAUGUUUUUUGUGCAUAACUAUAAAUCUGAGGCAAAACAAUUGGGGAUUGAUGCAGGAGAACAAAUUGUGAGCAGCCUUGCACGGAUGGUUUUACUUAUAUGGUUAUUUGUAGUUCUAAUCAUCAAUUCAAGUUAUACUGCAAGUUUGACCUCAAUCUUUACUGUGCAACAGCUAACACCCACAAUUAAAGGAAUUGAUGAUUUGAUAUCAAGCAAUCUCCCAAUUGGUUAUCUAACAGGGUCCUUUGUUAGAAAUUAUUUGUCAGGGGAGCUUAAUAUAGCCCAAUCCAGGCUAAUCCCUCUUGAUUCUCCUGAAAAAUAUGCUAAAGCACUCUCUGAUGGGAUUCACAAUGGAGGUGUGGGAGCAAUUGUAGACGAGUUUCCGGCUAUAGAACUCUUUUUAUCAAACCGGUGUGGUUUUGGUAUUGCUGGUCAGCCAUUCACCAAAGGUGGAUGGGGAUUUGCUUUCCAAAAGGGCUCCCCACUACAACUUGACAUAUCAACAGCAUUACUGAAUCUUUCAGAGACAGGGGAACUUCAGCGAAUCCAUAAUAAGUGGCUGGGUAUAAGCAAGUGCAAUUCACAUAUCAAUCAAGAUGGACCAAACAAACUUCGUCUGACAAGCUUUUGGGGCAUUUUCUUGGUCAGUGGAGUGGCAGCCAUGGCUGCCCUUCUUGUAUUUGUAUAUCGUUUGGCUCUUCAAUUCCGGCAUCAUCCAAGAUCAUCUGAUGAUUCUCUGCACAGUGGAAGUGUUCUGAGAAAUUUUGCUUCUUUUGUGGACCAGAAGGAGAUUGAUCGAAAAAGUGAAGGGUCCUCUAAGAGGCGACGGACUGAAGAGGAGGGAGAAAUAAACCAGACAACAAGAGAAUAGACUUUAUGACACUGUUCUAGUGAAUACAAAUCUGUUGAAAUUGAAGUAAUUAUACUUCUCCCUUUGCAGAUGGAAAGUCCACCUUGACGUGAACUGCAGUUCAAUUAAAAUGACAGAUCCAAUCAAUGCCAACACUAGGAUCAAAAUUAUUUCUAAAGUGAUAUUUGUUCACCAAUUGAUACCAAAGGUAAAAAGUUGAAUCUUUUAAAUUAUCUACCUCCUGGCUUCCUGCCACGAGUAUAUCCACUUUACUCUUCACUGUUGGUUAGAUAUAAAUUGGUUUGUCACAAAUCCAAGCACAAUUCAACCUCUUUGUCUAAGAACUGCAACUGAAGUUUCUUUGCUUACUGGCCUCGUCUAUAUUCAAAGAGGAUUAAAUAAUUUUUUUGAUACAAAUCUUCACUGGAAAUGGUCGGAGUCAGCAUGAUACAAACGCUAAUUGUCAUUGGAUUUGUAUAGAUCAGUCUUUAUACGAAAAAUUUAAGCUUUUUCCUUA